UUACAGCUCAGUGCACAUUUAGAUCCUCAGGACCCGGCACGAGCUCCUCUGCAGUAGCGCGCAUUUUUUUUACCCGCACAUUUUCUGUGUAACGGACACUGUCCGCAGACCACCGACAUGUUGGGGGUCGUUGUCAAACAGCUCAAGAGCCACCCAGCUCUCAUCCCUCUCUUCAUCUUCAUUGGUGGUGGGGCAACCAUGAGUGCGACAUACUUGUGUCGGUUGGCUCUGAAAAACCCUGAUGUGUCAUGGGAUCGCAAGAACAACCCAGAGCCCUGGAACAAAUUGGAACCCACUCAGCAGUACAAACUCUUCAAAAUUAACAUGGACUACUCCAAGCUGAAGAAGGAAGGGCCUGAUUUCUAAGUCGCCUUCUCUUCUAACCUCCGAGGAGCCUUUGCACUUUUUUUGCCAAAUAAAAAAGAAACCCAUCGACACUGAGUGAAGGUUGAAUCGGACUGCGAUUUCCAGUGUGAAGGGGAAAGGGAUCAUUCACUUAUCAAUGACUGUAUGAAUAAAACAGGCAACCACCUGUUUUACUAAUUAUUAAAUUUAUUUUUGUGUUAAUUAUUAAAACUAUAUCAAUCUCA
Messenger RNA from Centropristis striata (black sea bass), 590 nucleotides. RefSeq names its product cytochrome c oxidase subunit NDUFA4-like. The transcript is spliced from 4 exons. Bases 118 to 366 code for a protein of 82 amino acids. Lineage: Eukaryota; Metazoa; Chordata; Actinopteri; Perciformes; Serranidae. The record is from RefSeq and is a predicted model, not a curated record.